Messenger RNA from Lasiosphaeria miniovina, 1740 nucleotides. Its product is annotated as polyamine transporter 3. Gene Ontology annotation, molecular function: transmembrane transporter activity. The coding region runs from base 1 to 1740 and encodes 579 amino acids. Gene Ontology annotation, biological process: transmembrane transport. Gene Ontology annotation, cellular component: plasma membrane. NCBI's taxonomy places the organism in Eukaryota, Fungi, Ascomycota, Sordariomycetes, Sordariales, Lasiosphaeriaceae. The transcript is spliced from 4 exons. The record is from RefSeq and is a predicted model, not a curated record.
AUGGCCAACGCAGGUCCUCGGCCCAUAGAGCCGGCUCGCCGCUCCAGCUCAGCACGCUCCUCUCACCAUGCCGCCGCUGUCGCAAGAACAGGCACGGCAUCGGCUGCCCACGAGCCCGUCGAUGUCAACUUGCCCUACCGCACCCUCUCGGCCAACGCAAACAUGGCCGAGUACGAGAUCGAGACUAAGACGGGCGUGUUGCCGGCCGGGCCUCUGAACGGCACCGAGCGAAACUACAAGCUCGUCACUUUCGUCGAGGGCGACCCCGAGAACCCCAAGAACUGGUCCCGCGCCUACAAGUGGUACUGCACCAUGGUCGUUGCCGUCACUUGCUUCAUUGUCGCUUUCUGCUCCAGUGUCAUCACAGCCGAUAUCCCCGGUGUUGCCGAAGAGUUCAACGUCAGCGAGGAGGUUGCUUUGGUUUCUAUCACAGUCUUUGUUGUUGGAUUCGGUGUCGGGCCCAUGAUCUUUGCACCGCUUUCUGAAAUCUACGGACGCCGCGUCAUCUAUGGCUCGACCCUCUCUAUUGCCGUCGUCUUCAUCAUCCCUUCCGCUGUGGCCAAGAAUAUCGGAACUCUGAUCGCCUUCCGGACCCUUGACGGCAUUGCCUUUUCCGCGCCCAUGACGCUCGUUGGCGGCACGCUUGCCGACCUUUGGCGCACGGAGGAGAGGGGCGUACCCAUGGCUGCCUUCUCUGCCGCCCCUUUCAUUGGCCCUGCGAUUGGCCCCCUCGUUGGCGGCUUCUUGGCUGACGCCUGCGGCUGGCGCUGGCUAUACUGGAUCCAACUCAUCGCGGCUUUUGUCGUUUGGGUUCUGAUCACCUUCACUGUUCCCGAGACAUACGCACCCACUAUUCUUGACAGACGUGCCAAGAAAAUGCGCAAGGAGACGGGCAACGCCGACCACGUUACCGAGCAGGAUCUUGACCUGCGGCCAUUCUCUGAGCGCCUGGGAAUCUUCUUGAUCCGUCCGUUCCAGCUCCUCUUCCGAGAGCUCAUUGUCCUUCUCAUCAGCCUCUACAUGUCGGUUCUCUAUGGGCUGCUCUACAUGUUCUUUGUCGCCUACCCUAUCGUCUUCCAAAAGGGCAAAGGCUACUCGGCCAGCAUUACUGGCUUGAUGUUCAUUCCUAUCGCGUUUGGCGUCGUUUGCGCCGCCUUCUGCGCGCCGUGGGUCAACAAGCACUACCUCGAGACCGCUAAGAAGUACAACGGCAAACCGCCCGCCGAGAUCCGUUUGAUCCCCAUGAUGUUGAGCUGCUGGUUCAUUCCCCUGGGUCUCUUCAUAUUUGCCUGGACAUCUUACGAGCGUCUGACCUGGGUUGGCCCUUGUCUUGCCGGACUGCCCGUCGGAUUUGGCUUCAUCUUCCUCUACAAUUCCGCCAACAACUAUCUUGUCGACUCGUACCAGACCCAGGCGGCCUCAGCCCUUGCCGCAAAGACGUGCAUUCGUUCAUUCUGGGGCGCCGCUACUGUUCUGUUCACAGAGCAGAUGUACGAGCGCCUAGGAAUGGAGUGGGCCUCGAGCCUGCUCGGCUUCCUCGCUCUUGGCUGCUGCCUCAUUCCGUUCCUGUUCUGGAAGUAUGGCGCCCAGAUUCGGGCCAAGAGCAAGUACGCCAGCGGUGACGAGGACGAGGAGAAUUUCUCGUCGUCUUCUGAACUAGAGCAUGAAAAGCACCCUGAUCAAGGCCAUCAGAACGCCGACGACUUGAGACGAGCCCAGAGUUAUGUGAGCAACCCCUAA